This is a messenger RNA of Microplitis demolitor, 1364 nucleotides long. Its product is annotated as serine/threonine-protein phosphatase PGAM5, mitochondrial. The record is from RefSeq and is a predicted model, not a curated record. The transcript has 2 exons. The coding region runs from base 257 to 1123 and encodes 288 amino acids. Gene Ontology annotation, biological process: positive regulation of mitochondrial fission. NCBI's taxonomy places the organism in Eukaryota, Metazoa, Arthropoda, Insecta, Hymenoptera, Braconidae. Gene Ontology annotation, cellular component: mitochondrion.
CAUAAUUUAAAAAAAAAAUCCUAAUUAUUUAGUUUUUAAAUUUUUUACUUUUUAUCUCACAUAUAUUCUAAUUAAUUCAGGAUUUUAGUGGGAGAAAAAGAGACUAUUGCUCUGAUUGUUUUAUAAUUCGCAGGUUAUGAUAUUUUUUGUCAGUCUGGCCAUAUCUGGCACGUGGCUUGUUUGAAACUGGGUAAAAAAAAGUAUACAAUAAAUAUUAGACAUUUAAAAAUAAAUAAAUAAACAAUUAAAUUUAAAAAUGCCGAGUUUUUCCCGGUUUCAAAAGUGCGCUGCUAUUUUAGGAGUCGGAACACUGAGUGGUGCUGGAAUUUUAUACUACAAUAUUUAUUCAACUGAUAAAUUUGAAAACCCUGGGGUGAGUAAAUUAAAAAAAAAUAAUCGGGUAACUGAAUACUCACCUAGUGUAAAAUGGGACAGUAAUUGGGACCACAGAGACCCUAAGAGUCUGAUAAAACCUCGUAAACUUGAAAGUAUCACUGAUGACAAUGAGUACAAUGCUGAGAUAGAAGCACACACGCCUCGUACUACCCGUCAUUUAUUGCUGAUACGUCAUGGACAGUAUAAUUUAAAUGGAUCCACGGAUGCUGAAAGAACUCUCACUGAACUGGGUAGAAAUCAAGCCGCAUCUACUGGGAAACGUUUGGCACAAUUGGCUCUUCCGUAUUCUUUGAUUGUCAGGUCGACUAUGGCCAGGGCGCAAGAAACUUCCAAGAUCAUCGAAAGCAGUCUGCCAAAUGUUCCAGUCGUUGAUGACAGUCUUCUAGUAGAAGGAUGUCCGAUUCUUCCUGAACCGCCGAUCAGCCGCUGGAGACCUGAUAAAAAUUAUUUUACAGACAGUCCGAGAAUUGAAGCUGCCUUCAGGAAAUAUUUCCACCGAGACCGGCCUAAGCAAGAGUCUGAUUCCUACACGAUUAUUGUCGGACAUUCAAAUGUCAUAAGGUACUUUGUUUGCAGAGCACUGCAAUUUCCACCGGAAGCUUGGCUAAGAUUGUCACUGAAGCACGCGAGUAUUACGUGGGUCAGCAUUCAUCCUAGUGGUCGAGUUACGUUACGUGGAUUUGGAGAUGCUGGACAUAUGCUACCGGAAUAUUUGACUUCGAGUUAAACUGAUGGGUUUGAUUAUUUUUAAAUAAUCUAUGCAGUUAUAUUGCAGCUGUACUCGAAAAAAGUAAACACCAGUCCAGAAUUUUAUUUAUGGACACAGCUAUAAAUAUAUCACACUUUUAUAAAUAUAUUAACAUAUGUUAGUUUUUAUAUUUUAUUACUUUGUGAAUAAAUUAUUUUUGUUUAUAAAAAUAAAAUGAGUCUAAAUGUAAAAAAAAUAAACAGCGAAUUUUUAAAUUCAU